UCUGUUCACUAUAAUCAAGUUUACUGGCCUCAGUGUGAGAGGAGGACUCCGCCUCUGAGCCGGCGCAGUCUUCACGCUGCUGUGUGUUUUAUUAUGAUCAGAGGAAACUGCAGGAAGCUGUUGAACGUGUCGCCGGACAGGAUGGACAUGAAGGGAUUAAAUAUCAUGGCAGCAUUUGAAACCUGACGCAACACAGCUCACUUCCUGCUGAAAGCUAACAGCUAACUAAAGCUGGCUCAGACUGUGUGAGACUGAUGUUGCAACAUUACUGGACAUUAUUUACAGCGUAGUGACAGUUACAUUCAGCUAGUUAGACAAGGACUUCCUCAUAUUUAUUGCAUGUAGCCACAGGCCGCAGGAGACCGGAAGUAGUUCCCUUCUAAAUAAAAGUAAGUUAAGAAAAAUCAUUUGGAGUGACAGAAAAUGCCCAAAAGAUUUUCUUGAGCUACUGCGGUUCAGCUUUCUCAUGUAAGGCCUGAUGUAAGUGUUUACCAGAUGUUUUGCAUUUUAAUUUAGCUGCUAACCACUUAUAAGUGUAUUUUGAAAAGCUGGUUAUUAUUAUUAUUAUUAUUAUUAUUAUUAUUAUUUGGGAUAGCUGAACAUUGUUAGUACUUGUCAUAACCCUGAUAAUCAGUAUGGGCAUCAAAGCAGGUGUGAGCUGCACUGUGUUAUAUGUCCUACUGGACGUUGUCCUCACCACUGUCCUAUACACACAUGGAUCACACUUGAGCAUAUUCAAAGAGGAUGCCCUACACUUCAACAUCCUCCAGUCAUCAUUGGACCUCUGGGGGAUCGUGCUGCUCCGGGCCUCCCUGCUGCUGGGUGCCUCCAUAGGGGUGUCAUGGAACAGAGAGGAUGGCCCCCCCAGGGUCGCUAAACUCACCACCCUGAUUCUCCUAAUCUGCCUGAGCGUCAUCACAUACACCCUGGCCAAGCUGCUGAUGCUGAGCGAGCUGGGGCCUCUGUCCCAGCAGCCCUGGCACCUGAGCCUGAUGUGCUGGACUUGUGUCUCCUCUCUGGGUGUCAUGCUGCUCUGGAGGCUGCUCGGGAAGGAGUCCAUCUCGGUGAGCAGUCAAAGCGGCAGCAGGAGCGGUGAACGAGGACCUUCUGGGGACACCGAGAAGCUGGUGGAGACAGCUGGUGAGGAGGAGCGGGAGGUGGGGUGUGAGAGGAAGAAUAAGAAAGAGGAAGCAACACGGGAGAAGGAGAAGACCAGCUCAGGAGCUACGCUGGGACGUCUGCUGAGCUACUGUAGAAAAGAUGGCGGGCUGUUGUCUGUAGCUGUCCUCUUCCUCAUCAUCUCUGCUGUGUGUGAAGCCUUCAUACCUCUCUACUACGGGAAGGCCAUAGACGGCAUCGUGGUUCACCAGAGCAUGGAGUACUUUGCUAAACCUGUGAUCACACUGUCAGUGCUGGCCUUAGCCAGCUCGAUUGCAAUGGGAGUUCGUGGAGGAGUCUUCACCCUAACGUUUGCCAGAUUAAACGUUCGGCUCAGGAAUCACCUCUUCAGAAACCUGAUGAAACAGGAAAUAGCCUUUUUCGAUGAAAACCAUACAGGUGACAUCAUCUCACGUCUGUCAGCGGACACCACGCAGGUGAGUGACCUCAUCUCCCAGAAUGUCAACGUCUUCCUGAGGAGCACCAUCAAGGGCGCCGGCUUCUUCAUCUUCAUGUUUGGGAUGUGCUGGAAGCUGACACUGGUGACCAUCAUGGGAUUCCCUUUCAUCGCCCUUGUCUCUAAACUUUAUGGCGAGUACUACAAGAAACUGACCAAAGAGGUGCAAACAACCCUCGCAGAGGCCAAUAAAGUUGCAGAAGAAACCAUUUCAGCCAUGAGGACAGUGCGAAGCUUUGCCAAUGAGUGUGGGGAGGCUGACUCCUACUACGCUAAACUCUUAGUCAUGUUCCAGCUCAACAAGAAACAAGCCUUGGCCUAUGCCUGCUACAUGUGGUCCAGUUGUAUCUCAGAGCUUGCUCUAGAGGUGGCUAUCCUCUACUAUGGCGGUUACCUUGUGGUUACUGGUCAGAUGAGUAGCGGUGCCUUGAUAUCUUUUUUCAUAUACAUGCUCGAGCUGGGAGAAUGUCUGGAGAGCAUUGCAUCAGUGUACACGGGCCUCAUGCAGGGAGUGGGAGCUGCUGAGAAGGUUUUUGAGUACCUGGACAGGAAACCCAAACAUCCAGCUGAUGGCACGGAGGCUCCGGACGCAUGCAAUGGUCUGGUGGAAUUUAAAGACGUCACGUUUGCCUACCCGACACGUCCUGAGACUGAUAUUCUCAAGGGAGUGUCAUUCACUCUGCGGCCUGGAGAGGUGACAGCGCUGGUGGGACCUUCAGGCAGUGGAAAGAGCUCCUGUGUGACUCUGCUGGAGAACUUCUACCUGCCUCAGCAAGGCCAAGUGCUGCUGGAUGGAAAACCUGUUCACACCUUCCAACAUGACUACCUCCACUCCAAGGUGUCUCUGGUGGGUCAGGAGCCGGUGCUGUUUGCCCGGACGAUCGAGGAGAACAUCAGCUACGGUCUGACUGACGUCCCCGUGGAAACCGUGCAGCACGCUGCCACCAAGGCCAACGCUCACGACUUCAUCACCAGCCUCCCCAAAGGCUACGAGACCAGUGUCGGAGAGAAGGGCACCCAGCUGUCAGGGGGGCAGAAACAAAGGGUGGCCAUCGCCAGAGCUCUCAUCCGCAACCCUCGUGUUCUUAUCCUGGACGAGGCCACCAGUGCCCUGGAUGCAGAGAGUGAACACAUUGUUCAGCAGGCUUUGAACACCAUCAUACGGGAGCACACGGUGCUGGUGAUCGCACAUCGGCUGAGCACAGUGGAGAAGGCAGACAACAUCAUAGUGAUCGACAGGGGCCAGGUGGCUGAACAGGGGUCCCACAGUCAGCUGAUGGCCAGCGGGGGGCUCUACUACAAACUGGUGCAGAGGCAGGUCCUGGGCAUCGAGACGGGGGCGGAGCUCCUAAACCCGUCCGAAAACCUUCACUGGAAGUCUGAUGGAGGACGGCGGCGGAGCAGACAAAGCAGCGGCAGCAGCGAGUCAGAGUGCAGCGCUCGCUACUGAGAUCCAACCAGAGAGUGGAAAUGCGAUUAUUGGACUGCUGGAUGUUUUUGAGGGUUGAUAGCAUUAUUUUUCAAUUCAAACCACCAAACCAUAGCAGAUAUUUUGUGCAGAUAUCCAAAGUCUGAGAAGAAUUACCUGUGUAGAGUAGAGAAGUCCAGGAUUAUAGUCAAUCUGACCAAAUUGUCAACCAGAUUAUCGUUACUAAAUUAUAAAUAUAGAGUCAAACCUAUCAAAACAUAUCAGAGGGUUGGCAUUUCCAUCUUCAGUAAAACUUGAAUGAAGGGCCAGUAUGAACACUAACUGACAUAUUAGCUUUAAGAAGAGGCACAAUGUUGCCUCUGGUGUACUGUAUACGAUUGUGUUUGUUUGUUUAUUUUUUUAAUACCUCAUCAUCACACUACGGACACAAUCUUAUUUUAUUAAAGUCUUCCUCAGGA
This is a messenger RNA of Thunnus maccoyii (southern bluefin tuna), 3502 nucleotides long. RefSeq names its product ATP-binding cassette, sub-family B (MDR/TAP), member 9 (gene abcb9). The transcript has 11 exons. Lineage: Eukaryota; Metazoa; Chordata; Actinopteri; Scombriformes; Scombridae. Gene Ontology annotation, cellular component: lysosomal membrane. Gene Ontology annotation, molecular function: ATP hydrolysis activity; ATP binding; ABC-type oligopeptide transporter activity. Gene Ontology annotation, biological process: peptide transport; transmembrane transport. The record is from RefSeq and is a predicted model, not a curated record. Bases 636 to 3065 code for a protein of 809 amino acids.